AUGCAGCCCCCGCGGCUGCCGCUGCUGCUGCUGCUGAAAUCCGUCCUCUGUCUCAGCCUUUCACCUCCCAGGAGGCUGCCCUGCGGGAACUUCUCUGGACCCUGUGCCAACGGAGGCACCUGCCUGAGCCUGUCCCUGGGCCGAGGCACCUGUCAGUGUGCUCCUGGCUUCCUGGGGGUGACAUGCCAGUUCCCUGACCCCUGCCAGGAUGCCCGGCUCUGCCAGAACGGGGGCAGCUGCCAAGCCCUGCUUCCUGUCUCACCAGCCUCCCCCAGCGCCCCCUCUCCCUUGACCCCCAGCUUCCUCUGUACCUGCCCCUCUGGCUUCACUGGUGAGAGGUGCCAGGCGCAGCUCAAGGACCCCUGUUUCUCCUUCUGUUCCAAAAUGGGCCACUGCCACGUCCAGGCCUCGGGACGCCCCCAGUGCUCCUGCUUGCCUGGGUGGACAGGUGAGCAGUGCCAGCUCCGGGACUUCUGCGCCAACAACCCCUGCAUGAACGGAGGGGUGUGUCUGGCCACCUACCCCCAGAUCCGCUGCCGCUGCCCACCUGGCUUUGAGGGCCACGCCUGCGAACACGAUGUCAACGAGUGUUUUCUGGACCCGGGACCCUGCCCCAAGGGUGUCAUCUGCCACAACACCCUGGGGUCCUUCCAGUGCCUCUGCCCCGCUGGGCGGAAAGGUCCAGGCUGCAAGCUCAGGCCAGGACCCUGUCCCCCAACAGGCUGUCCCAAGGGGGGCACCUGCCAGCUGGUUCCAGAGAGAGACUCCACCUUCCACCUCUGCCUCUGCCCCCCAGGUCUCACAGGCCCAGGCUGCGAGGUGAAUCCAGAUGACUGUGUCGGGCACCGAUGUCAGAAUGGGGGCACUUGCCAGGAUGGACUGGGCACCUACACCUGCCUCUGCUCAGAGGCCUGGACAGGCUGGGAUUGCUCUGAAGAUGUGGACGAAUGUGAGCCCCAGCGUCCCCCUCGCUGCAGAAACGGGGGCACCUGCCAGAACUCCGCUGGCGGCUUCCACUGCGUGUGUGUGAGAGGCUGGGGGGGCCUGGGCUGCGAGGAGAACCUGGACGACUGCGCGGCUGCCACCUGCGCCCCAGGGUCCACCUGCAUCGACCACGUGGGCUCCUUCUCCUGCCUCUGCCCUCCUGGCCGCACAGGCCUCCUGUGUCACGUGGAGGACGGGUGUCUGCACCAGCCCUGCCACCAGGAAGCCCAGUGCAGCGCCUUGAUGGGCGCCACGCUGUGCCUGUGUCAGCCCGGCUACACAGGGCCCACCUGCCACCAGGACCUGGACGAGUGCCAGAUGGCCCAGCAAGGCCCCAGCCCCUGCGAACACGGCGGCUCCUGCCUCAACACCCCUGGCUCCUUCGACUGCCUCUGUGCCCCUGGCUACACGGGCUCCCGCUGCGAGGCCGACCACGAUGAAUGCCUGUCCCAGCCCUGCCGCCCGGGCAGCACCUGCCUGGACCUGCUUGCCAGCUUCCACUGCCUCUGCCCACCAGGCUUGGAAGGGCCGCUGUGUGAGCUGGAGAUCGACGAGUGUGCCUCGGCUCCUUGCCUGAACCAGGCUGACUGCCGGGACCAGCUCAAUGGCUUCCAGUGCGCCUGCCUGCCUGGAUUCACGGGCUCCCGGUGCGAGCAGGAUAUCAACGAGUGCGGCAGCUCUCCCUGUGCCAACGGUGGGCAGUGCCAGGACCAGCCUGGGUCCUUCCAUUGUGAAUGUCUCCCAGGCUUCGAAGGCCCGCGCUGCCAAGCGGAGGUGGACGAGUGUCUGAGUGGCCCAUGCCCCACGGGCGCCAGCUGCCUUGACUUCCCAGGAGCCUUCUUUUGCCUCUGCCCCUCCGGCUUCACAGGUCAUCUCUGUGAUGUUCCCCUAUGCGCCUCCAACCUAUGCCAGCCCAGGCGAAACUGCCAGCGUCAGGAGGAUGAGGCCCGCUGCCUCUGCCCCGACGGCAGCCCUGGCUGCGCCCCCCCUGAGGACGGCUGCACCUGCCAGCACGGGCACUGCCAGAGAUCAUCAUGUGUGUGUGACGUGGGUUGGACGGGACUAGAGUGUGAGGCAGAGCUGGGGGGCUGCGUCUCCACGCCCUGUGCCCAUGGGGGGACCUGCCACCCCCAGCCCUCUGGCUACAACUGCACGUGCCCCACAGGCUACACAGGGCCCGCCUGCACGGAGGAGGUGACAGCCUGUCACUCGGGACCCUGUCUCAAUGGUGGCUCCUGCAGCCCCAGCCCUGGGGGCUACUCCUGCACCUGUCCUGCAGGCCACACCGGCCCCCGCUGCCAGAGCACCGACCGCUGUGCCUCCGCCCCGUGCCUCAAUGGGGGCACCUGUGUGAACAGGCCUGGCACCUCCUACUGCUUCUGUGCUACUGGCUUCCAGGGCCCACGCUGUGAGGGAAGGAGCCGUCCCAGCUGUGCAGACAGCCCCUGCAGAAACGGUGCUACUUGCCAAGAUGGGCCCCAGGGUCCCCGCUGCCUCUGCCCUGCCGGCUACACAGGAGGCAGCUGUCAGACUCUGAUGGACCUGUGUGCCCAGAAGCCCUGUCCACCCAAGGCGCACUGCCUCCAGACUGGGCCCUCCUUCCAGUGCCUGUGCCACCAGGGAUGGACUGGGCCUCUCUGUGAAGUCCCGCUGUCCUCCUGCCAGAAGGCUGCCCAGAGCCAAGGCACAGAAGUAUCUUCCCUGUGCCAGAAUGGGGGCCUCUGCAUUGACAGUGGCCCCUCCUAUUUCUGUCACUGUCCCCUUGGAUUCCAAGGCAGUAUGUGCCAGGACAGGGUGAACCCAUGCCAGUCCAGGCCCUGCCAGCAUGGGGCCACCUGCAUGGCCCAGCCCGAUGGGUAUCUCUGCCAGUGUGCCCCAGGCUACAAUGGACAGAACUGCUCAAAGGAAACCGAUGCUUGUCAAUCCCAGCCCUGUCACAACCACGGGACCUGCACCCCCAAACCUGGAGGCUUCCACUGCGCCUGCCCUGCAGGCUUUGUGGGGCUGCGCUGCGAGGGGGACGUGGACGAGUGCCUGGACCAGCCCUGCCACCCCCCAGGCACUGCAGCCUGCCUCUCCCUAGCCAAUGCCUUCUACUGCCGGUGUCUGCCUGGGCACACAGGCCAGCUGUGUGAGGUGAGGGUAGACCCCUGCCAGAGCCAGCCCUGCUCCCAUGGAGGCUCCUGUGAGGCAGCAGCAGGACCACCCCCGGGUUUCACCUGCCACUGCCCCCAGGGUUUUGAAGGCCCCACCUGCAGCCACAGAGCCCCCUCCUGCGGCCUCCAUCACUGCCACCACGGUGGUCUGUGUCUGCCCUCCCUGAAGUCUGGCUUCCCACCUCGCUGUGCCUGCCUCGGUGGCUAUGGGGGCCCUGACUGCCUGACGCCACCCAGUCCUCCAGGCUGUGGCCCUCCUUCUCCUUGCCUACACAAUGGCAGCUGCUCAGAGACCUCCAAGCUGUGGGGCCCAAGCUUUCGAUGCUCCUGCCCUCCCAGCUCCCCAGGGCCCCGGUGCCAGAAGCCUAGAGCCAAGGAAUGUGAGGGCAGAGGUGGAGAUGGAGCCUGUGAUGCUGGCUGCAGUGGGCCAGGAGGAAACUGGGAUGGGGGGGACUGCUCCCUGGGAGUCCUGGACCCCUGGAAGGGCUGCCCCUCCCACUUCCACUGCUGGCUUCUCUUCCGGGAUGGGCAGUGCCACCCGCAGUGUGACUCUGAAGAAUGUUUGUUUGAUGGCUUUGACUGUGAGGCUCCUCCAGCCUGCAACCCAGCCUAUGACCAGUUCUGCAAGGAUCACUUCCACAAUGGGCACUGUGAGAACGGCUGCAACACUGCGGAAUGUGGCUGGGAUGGAGGUGACUGCAGGCCUGCAGAUGGGGACUCAGCCUGGGGGCCUUCCCUGGCCCUGCUGGUGGUGCUCAGCCCCCCCGCCCUGGACCAGCAGCUGCUUGCCCUGGCCCGGGUACUGUCCCUCACUCUGAGGGUGGGGCUCUGGGUGAGGAAGGAUAGUGAUGGCAGGGACAUGGUGUACCCCUAUCCUGGGGCCCAGGCUGAAGAAGAGCUAGGAAGAAUCCCAGACCCCUCUCAUCAGGAUACAGCAGCCCCUCAAACACAGCCUGUGGGCAAAGAGACAGACUCCUUCAGCACAGGGUUUGUGGUGGUGAUGGGUGUGGAUUUGUCCCGCUGUGGCCCUGACCACUCUGCGUCCCGCUGUCCCUGGGACGUUGGGGUCCUGCUCCGCUUCCUUGCUGCCAUGGCUGCAGUGGAGGCCCUGGAGCCCCUACUGCCGGGACCCCUGCUGGCUGCCCACCCUCGUGCAGGCACCGUGCCCUCAGCCAACCAGCUUCCCUGGCCUGUGUUGUGCUCGCCGGUGGCUGGGGUGCUUCUCCUGGCCCUCGGGGCCCUUCUUGUCCUCCAGCUCAUUCGGAGGCGGCGCCGAGAGCAUGGGGCCCUCUGGCUUCCCCCUGGGUUCACUCGAAAGCCUCGGACUCAGCCAACUCCCCGCCGACGCCGGCCCCCACUGGGCGAGGACAGCAUCCACCUCAAGGCACUGAAACCAGAGGCUGAAGUGGAUGAGGAUGGAGUUGUGAUGUGCUCAGGCCCUGAGGAAGGAGAGGAGGUAGGCCAGGCUGAAGAAAUGGCCUCAGCCUCCAAGUGCCAGCUCUGGUCUCUGAGUGGUGACUGUCGGGAGCUCCCCCAGGCAGCCAUGCUGACUCCUCCGCAGGACAAUGAGAUGGAUGUCCCCGAUGUGGACACUCAUGGACCUGAUGGAGUGACACCCCUGAUGUCAGCAGUCUGCUGUGGAGGAGUGGAGUCCAGGACCUUCCCGAGGGCAUGGCUGGAAAGCUCUGAGCCCUGGGAACCUCUGUUAGAUGGAGGGGCCUGUCCCCAGGCUCACACUGUGGGCACUGGGGAGACCCCUCUGCACCUGGCUGCCCGAUUCUCCCGGGCAACUGCUGCCCGCCGCCUCCUUGAGGCUGGAGCCAACCCCAACCAGCCAGACAGAGCAGGGCGCACCCCUCUUCACACUGCAGUGGCUGCUGAUGCUCGGGAGGUCUGCCAGCUCCUACUCCGCAGCAGACAGACUGCAGUGGAUGCCAGAACAGAGGAUGGGACCACGGCCCUGAUGCUGGCUGCCAAGCUGGCAGUGGAGGACCUGGUUGAAGAACUCAUUGCAGCCCAGGCGGAUGUGGGGGCCAGAGAUAAGUGGGGAAAAACUGCUCUGCACUGGGCCGCCGCCGUGAACAAUGCCCGGGCCGCCCGUUCCCUUCUCCAGGCCGGAGCCGAUAAAGACGCCCAGGAUGGCAGGGAGCAGACCCCACUGUUCCUGGCUGCCCGAGAGGGGGCGAUGGAGGUAGCCCAGCUGCUGCUGGGGCUGGGGGCGGCUCGCGGGCUGCGAGACCAGGCCGGACUGGCGCCCGCGGACAUCGCCCGUCAGCGCAACCACUGGGAUCUGCUGAUGCUGCUUGAGGGGGCGGGGCCAGCGGAGCCGCGUCCCAAAGCCACGCCGGGCCGAGGGGCGGGCGUCUUCGCGCGUGCGCGGACCGCCUCGGGGAGCGUGCCGCCGUGCGGGGGCGGGGCUCUGCCGCGCAGCCGGACGCUGUCAGUGGGAGCAGCCCCGCGUGGGGGCGGAGCAGGUCUGCAAACACGGACUUCGUCCGUAGACUUGGCCUCGCGUGGAGGCGGGGUCUAUUCUCAGUGCCGAAGCCUCCCGAAGGGAGCCGGAGGUGGCCCGCCCCGCCGCGGCCGAAGCUUUUCUGCCGACAUGCGUGGGCCGAGGUCCAACCGUGCAAUAGUGCAAGGAAGAUCCGGGGUCGCAGCCGGGAGCGGGGGCGUGGCCUCAGCUGACUGGCCCUGUGAUUGGGUGUCCCUGGGAGCCUGCGGUCCCGCCUCCAGCACUCGGAUCCCGCCUCCUUGCCUUACUCCGUCCCCAGAGCGGAGAUCGCCUCAAGUCGCUUGGGGUCCCCCAGCCCACCAAGUAAUACCCUUAAAUGCAGUAAGCGAAGGUCAAAAGUAGAAGGCUGAUGGGAGGGUGGGAUUCUUAAAGCGAGUACCCAUUAAAUGACAGUUUGGGAGUCCUCCGGAUUUUAAACUUCUCGAACCCCAAAAGUAGGAGAUCGGGAAUAUAGCGUCUCUCCCAAAAAGAGUUUAUGCCCACUCACAACCGUUAUCGUCUUCCACGCGGAGAAGAUGCAACUCUGGAGAGGGUUUAGGUGCUGGGAUGAAGUGGGCCCAGCCCCUCCCAGAAAGUAAGGGUGAGGGGCUACAGGAGGGUGGUGUGGAUUGAGCUAAGUACCCUGGACUGGAACUAAAAAUAGGAUGUAAGAGGUUCUUUCCUGUAAAGUAUAUGGUUCCCAAGGGGAACCUUUGUAUCACCUCCCCCCCUACCUACAAACGGUUGACAAAUAUUUAUUUAACCACCUUCUAUGUGCCAGGCACUGUCGGUGCUGGGUGGGGGUUGCGCCAAGGGCCACUCCAGCUGAUGACUCCUUGCAUUCUCACCACCCCCAAACAAACCACUGCAGGGAUGAAGCACCAUUCUUCUAGCUACUGCUAUCUCUAUUUAAGAACCCCAAAUCUGUCACCAGCUAAGAGAGCUGAUAGAGUGUUGCCUUCUUUUGGAGGGUUUGGGGAAUGCAAUGGAAAAAAUAUGGGAGUGACUGCGUUGUCUUCAAAAUUUUGUGUCGAUUUGGAUAGAGACUUUCCGUAUAGUUUAAGAGCAAGAAUAAGAUUUGAGAGUCCUAUGUUAAUUUAGGGAAUCAUCUGAAAGCAAGUCUAGUAGCCCAAGGAGAAGCCACACACUGUCUUCUAAGGACAUCUCAGAGCCUAAGUCUCUCGAAAGGAGCCGGAGGUGGCCUGCCCCACCGUGGCGGAAGCCACUUAAGAGACUCCCAAGGGCUCAAGUUAGGUAGAGGAGGAGGGAGACACCAUCUCAAACUCAGUCCACCUUUCAGCUACAACUCUUUCGUGGUGAUGAUGUGCCUGAGACCAGGGAUGAGGCAUUUUGAAAGCUAAGGGGGCAUACCUCAUUUUAUUGUGCUUCACUUUGUUGCGCUUUGCAGAUAAAUGUUUUUCAUUAACAUUGAAGCAAAGACCCUCUACCAACAAAAAAAUUAUGACUCACUGGUUAGCA
Molossus molossus (Pallas's mastiff bat) is the source of this 7110-nucleotide messenger RNA. RefSeq names its product notch receptor 4 (gene NOTCH4). Gene Ontology annotation, biological process: heterophilic cell-cell adhesion; establishment or maintenance of epithelial cell apical/basal polarity; Notch signaling pathway. NCBI's taxonomy places the organism in Eukaryota, Metazoa, Chordata, Mammalia, Chiroptera, Molossidae. Gene Ontology annotation, cellular component: protein-containing complex; plasma membrane. Gene Ontology annotation, molecular function: calcium ion binding; signaling receptor activity; protein binding. The transcript is spliced from 31 exons. Bases 1 to 5994 code for a protein of 1997 amino acids. The record is from RefSeq and is a predicted model, not a curated record.